Messenger RNA from Penicillium canariense, 438 nucleotides. RefSeq lists its product as uncharacterized. The record is from RefSeq and is a predicted model, not a curated record. Lineage: Eukaryota; Fungi; Ascomycota; Eurotiomycetes; Eurotiales; Aspergillaceae. The coding region runs from base 1 to 438 and encodes 145 amino acids. The transcript is spliced from 3 exons.
AUGUCCAAGAGUCGAACGCCGCUCUACCUGGGUCUCGCCGCGGCCGGCGCAGGCGGGUACUACCUGUAUCGCGCGGGCGGCGAUGUGAAGGGGGCAAAGCAGGAGAUGAAGAUUGAUGCCGACAAGGCGCGCGAGAAGCUUCCCCGUGGAAGUAAUGCGGAGAGGAUGGGCGAGAACGUUGGCAAGGAGGCCGGCGCGAAUAUCGAUGAAGCUGUCGACAACGCCCGCUCUAAGUCUAAGCUGGAUGAGCGUAUUCCUGCCAUCGUGGACGGCGGGAAGAAGCAGUAUGAAGAUGGCAAGAAGCAGCUCGAUGGCCUCCGCAAGGAUGCCCGUGACCAGUUCAACUCCACCGUGAAAAAGGUGGACCAGACCGUGGAGGAGAAGGCGGCCGAGGCGAAGGGCACGGUCUCCGGGUGGUUUGGAGGCGGCAAAAAAUAG